Bipolaris zeicola 26-R-13 is the source of this 339-nucleotide messenger RNA. RefSeq lists its product as uncharacterized. The transcript has a single exon. The record is from RefSeq and is a predicted model, not a curated record. The annotation marks the transcript as partial. Lineage: Eukaryota; Fungi; Ascomycota; Dothideomycetes; Pleosporales; Pleosporaceae.
AUGUCUUCAUCCACCCCUCCACCCCCACCACCAUCCGAACAAGCAAAACCCACAAGCACCCAAGACAUCUCCCCACAAAACCAAGACCAAGCAUCCACCUCAGCAGCCCCCCUGCCCCUCCCCUCACCCUCCACAAACGACAACACGACCCAACUCAACGUCGACGGCCAAGCAGUCAAACUCGACCACUUGGGACCGCUCGUGGUGAAUAAAGAUGGCACUCUAUCGCGCAUUGCGAAUUGGGAGUCCAUGGCCGAGAUUGAGAGGCAGAACACGCUGAGGAUUUUGGUUAAGAGGAAUCAGGUUAGGUUAGGGGCGUUGAGGGGGGAGGGGGGUGAG